Molecule: messenger RNA, 456 nt
Organism: Coniophora puteana RWD-64-598 SS2
Lineage: Eukaryota; Fungi; Basidiomycota; Agaricomycetes; Boletales; Coniophoraceae
Product: RNA-binding domain-containing protein
Exons: 5
Coding region: 1-456 (151 amino acids)
Molecular function (GO): RNA binding
Source: RefSeq, a predicted model, not a curated record
AUGGAGGAAGGCACCAAGAGCAAGAAGACAAUCUUCAUCGGUGGCAUAGGCGAUGACAUAGACGAAAACGCGCUCUAUGAGACAUUCUCCCCUUUCGGUGAUAUCAUCGAGGUUCAGCUGCCCUCUGCGGCUACCAACCCCAACCAACAAACUGAGGCCAAACACAGAGGCUUUGGUUUUGUUACAUUUGGCUCCCCUGCGGAUGCUCAGGAUGCAAUCGACAACAUGGACCUCAACGAGUUACGGGGGCGCGUGCUCAAAGUCAAUUUAGCCCGUCCCAUGAAAGGCGUGCUGCAAGCCGGAGCUGGCAACAGAGCCAUUUGGGAAACGGAAGAAUGGCUUCAACGCUACGCCAAACCUUUGGCUGAAAGUGGAGGUGUUCAAGGCAGGAAGAAUGGUAGAAUAUCGGAAGAUGGUCAGGAUGACGAGGAAGCAGGCGACGCAAUGGAAGAGUAG